AUGAAUUCGUACGUGCUCAGCAUCGUUCGACAGAACAUCUGGGCUUCGCUGACCGGUGGCUGGUACUACGAUCCGUUGCACGGCCGCUUCUGCAACACUGUCCACUUAUACCUGUGGCUGUCCUUGUUCGUGCUACCGCUGCUGUGUGCAGUGUGUCGUCCAAGCGCCUUCUGGCAGCGGGCUUCAUUCUGCUACCCGUGCCUCAUCGCGCUGCUCUUCUCCGUCCUCAAGCUUACCACUUGGUACCUUCACAAGGUGUUCGACUCGCACGAGGCCAUCGAAGAGGAACCGUGUUAUACUACGGCAUCCGCCUCCGCCUCCGCCUCUGACCAGUCAUCGUCAGUCGUCGGAAACAACAACAACACAAUGGUAUGUCAGCUAGAAAUGCACGCUAUUGCCAAUAUAGAUUCAAGCGUAUCUGCCUCGGACAAGGAACAAGUUUCAUACGUUCCCAUUGGAUUGGACUUUGGAAGCAGUUCGUGGCAGGGUAACGGAAAAGAGUGUUCGAGUACCGAAGACACCGCGAAUAAACCGGCGGCGUCCAUUAAAUUAGAAGCGAGCACAGGUGCGUUCUAUGCGAAAGGCACCAGCAUCCCGUCGUAUAUCCCGCCGAAUCUUUUGCCGGUUGGUUUGCCUCAGCGAAGAACCAGCUCUCCUCUAGAGUACGUACGAAAUAGGUUCAGCAGGGCAGGUUGUUGUAUGCAAAUUCCGCGUUUCAUAAACAAAGCUCCAGCAUGACU
Molecule: messenger RNA, 740 nt
Organism: Soboliphyme baturini
Lineage: Eukaryota; Metazoa; Nematoda; Enoplea; Dioctophymatida; Soboliphymatidae
Source: the annotation of a GenBank genome assembly